Aspergillus ruber CBS 135680 is the source of this 1095-nucleotide messenger RNA. RefSeq names its product NAD(P)-dependent alcohol dehydrogenase. The transcript has 5 exons. The coding region runs from base 1 to 1095 and encodes 364 amino acids. The record is from RefSeq and is a predicted model, not a curated record. Lineage: Eukaryota; Fungi; Ascomycota; Eurotiomycetes; Eurotiales; Aspergillaceae. Gene Ontology annotation, biological process: D-sorbitol catabolic process. Gene Ontology annotation, molecular function: L-iditol 2-dehydrogenase (NAD+) activity; zinc ion binding.
AUGACUGAAACGAAUCCUUCUUUUGUCCUCCGUGCCGUCAGAGAUAUCGUCUUUGAGGAUCGCCCUAUACCCGCUCUUAAAGAUCCGUACGAUGUCCGCGUGCAAGUCGCCCAAACAGGCAUCUGCGGUAGUGAUGUUCAUUACUGGCAACGGGGGAGAAUCGGAGACUUCAUUCUUGAAUCUCCCAUCGUCCUCGGCCAUGAAAGCUCCGGCACAGUCGUCGAAGUUGGUCCGGCCGUGAAGAACCUCAAAGUCGGAGACCGGGUCGCUAUUGAGCCUGGGGUUCCAUGUAGACACUGCAACUACUGCCGCUCCGGCUCAUACAACCUCUGCCCCGACACUGUCUUCGCCGCGACACCACCGCACGACGGCACACUGUCAAAAUACUACAUCACGCAGUCUGAUUUCUGCUACCCGAUCCCAGCGCAUAUGGAUCUGGAAGAAGGCGCACUUGUCGAGCCGGUCGCUGUGGCCGCACAAAUCACAAAAGUCGGUAACGUGCGACCAAACCAGACAGUCGUGGUCUUCGGCUGCGGACCCAUCGGGGUUCUCUGCCAGAAAGUAUGCAAGGCAUAUGCAGCGAAGAAAGUUAUUGGAAUUGAUAUCAGUCCGUCACGACUGGAGUUCGCAAAGUCCUUCGGGGUAGAUGAUGUGUUCCUGCCGCCGAGUAAACCGGAGGGUGUAGAUGAGUGCGAGUGGAGUGAGAAGGCGGCGCGUAUUAUCAAAGAACAGUUUGGGCUUGGGGAUGGUCCGGACGUUGUGCUUGAGGCGACGGGAGCGCAAAGCUGUAUUCAGACGGGGAUCCAAUUGUGUAGGAAGGGGGGGGUGUAUGUGCAGGCUGGGAUGGGGAAGGAGAAUGUUGUUUUUCCUAUCACCACGGCGUGUAUCAGGGAUUUGACCAUCCGUGGUUCCAUCCGUUAUACUGCGGGCUGUUACCCCACUGCCGUGGACCUGAUCGCCAGCGGAAAAGUCGAUGUAAAGAGAUUGGUAACCAAUCGGUAUGCGUUUAACCAGGCAGAAGAUGCAUUCGAGCUCGUACGACAGGGCAAGGAAAGUGUAAUCAAGGUGAUGAUCGAGGGGUACAAGGAAAAAUAG